Molecule: messenger RNA, 2550 nt
Organism: Aspergillus alliaceus
Lineage: Eukaryota; Fungi; Ascomycota; Eurotiomycetes; Eurotiales; Aspergillaceae
Exons: 12
Coding region: 1-2550 (849 amino acids)
Source: RefSeq, a predicted model, not a curated record
AUGAAGCUCUCUGCCGUCAUCUCUCUCUUGAUCUCCGGCGUAACCAUCGCUUCGGCUCUGCCAUCCAUUCCAGAGACCGCUGACUGUGUCAAGCCUUACUUGUGCUGUGGCGAACUCAAAACACCUCUUGACUCUACUGUUGACCCCAUUCUGAAAGAUUUGGGAAUCAAUGCUGCAAGCCUUGCCACGCCUGGGAUCAAACUUGUGAAUCUGGGCCGAAGUGCUGCACUGAAGCCAACCUCCUCGGAUCAACCCAUUAUUAUAGACAGUAAGACUAACUUAAAAAACUCAUCGAUGAUAAUCGCCACAUCAGGUCUGAUACCCCCCAAGAUUCUAUCGUUUCCGAAUAGCUACGGCAAAUCUAAGUUCAAUGCACCCCACCAUACCAACCCAUCACUGAAACGCCUAAGCAUAUACCCAUUCAAAGCAAAGGGGGAUGCACCUUAUUCCGUUGCCGAAGAUAUCCUCCGGGCCGCCAUUCACAUUCCCAAAUCAUUCUCUUGUGACAAGAACAAGAAAAUACCGGUGCUCCUAGUUCCUGGGACUGCCGUUCCCGCAGCUAUGACUUUCUAUUACAACUUUGGCAAAUUAGGACGUGCCUUACCUGAAACUGAUAUAGUUUGGGUCAAUAUACCCCGGGCCUCGUUGGACGACAUUCAAUCAAAUGCAGAAUAUGUCGCUUAUGCACUCAACUAUAUCUCCGCUCUGUGCCUAACUAAGGCAGCCGUUAUUUCUUGGUCUCAAGGCGCACUGAACAUUCAGUGGGCCCUGAAAUACUGGCCGUCUACCCGAGACGUAGUGAGCGACUUCAUUGCUAUCAGUCCUGAUUUCCAUGGAACCAUGGUAAGGUGGCUCGUAUGCCCAUUCCUGCACCUGGUAGCCUGCACCCCAUCGAUUUGGCAGCAAGGGUGGGAUGCGAAGUUCAUCCAGGUCUUGCGGAGCAGAGGGGGAGACUCGGCGUACGUCCCCACGACCACCAUCUACUCGUCGUUCGACCAGGUCGUGAAGCCUAUGAGUGGUGGUGAUGCAUCCGCUAUCCUUUCGGAUCAAAGGGGUGUGGGGGUGUCUAAUAACCAUUUACAGACUAUCUGUGCGAACCAGGCUGCUGGUGGUGUUUAUACGCAUGAAGGCGUGUUGUACAACCCGCUGGCAUGGGCUCUCGCUGCUGACGCACUCCGUCACGAUGGACCUGGCAAUAUCACGCGUAUCGAUACCCGAAAGCUCCCGGAGAUCAGAGCGUUGAAAUUCAAUAUUGCCUACUUUGACCGCGAAUCCAUUCUUAUUUGGGCUGGGUCGUGCCUAUUUGAUAACCGCAAUAUCUUUGAUUUCACGGUGGUACCUACAAUUGAUGGCGGUUCUCAUUCAUCCUGCAGCGGAUAUCAGGAUAGUGGCAAGGACAAAAGGGAUCGGAAAGCUGUUUCUGUCACCAAUGACCUUGGGGCGUUCAACAUGCAUGAAUUCAACAUUCUCAAUGGCGGAAAGACGGCUUUGGCUUGCUCAUAUCGAAACAAGUACAAGAAUCUGGGGAAUCUUGGCCGUCCCAAUGAAUACGGCUGGGUUGUCUCAGGUGGUUUCGUUGAAAUGGAUACGAUUACUGGUAAGGUGCUCUAUGAUUGGGAUUCCGAGGGCUGUAUUCCUAUCCAUGAAUCUGUGAAAGUGGGCCCAUCGACGCCAGCCUCUGGGGAGCCUGAACGCUGCUGGAACUAUAUACUAUCGGCUCGGUUCACGAACACUAUUUAUCUAAUUUCCGGACAGGAUGGACAUAUCGUCUGGCGGCUUGGUGGGGAAAACUCCGAUUUUGCUCAAGACUUCACAUUCUCCAAGCAGCACCAUGUUCGCUUUCUUGAACAGGGAGAACUCACCUCCGCUGCUCUCAUCGUGCAGCUCCACACCAGUGUUUUCCCCAUGACCGCGAAAGCCAUUGCACGUUACAACCGCCCUGAUGGAGUCCUUACGCGGCUGCGCGGAAGCGUCCAGAAACUGCCCAUUGGAGAGGUCUUUCAUUCUCCCGAGGGCAAGGUCCUUAUGCAAGCUAGCUUUGCUUCCUUGCGCUUUUCUACCUACCGGUCGUACAAAUUUGACUUUACGGGUCAGCUUAGCACACCGCCGGACGUGGUCUCGUCUGUCUAUGGGACGGAUGAAACCGAGCUCACCUCCAUUUUUCACGGAACGUUAUCUAGACUAGGUAUCGUGGAAGCAAUGGAUAAGGAUGGAAACGUCCUUGGCACCUUUGACGUUCGACGCACUGAAACCCUAAAUAACUGGCGACUGGCCGGGUUCCAAGGCGAUGUCAAGCCAACGCCACACGACCGUUCGAUAAUUUAUGGGGAUAAAGCCGUCGCUGAUGACGCUGAUGAUGUCGAAGAAACUUAUCUCAGGGCUGAAGAGCUCAUUCAUGGGGUCGGAGGCCUUCUGAUCUUUGUUUUGGUGCUAUGCUCUACAGGCGGGACCCUGGCGGGCGUGUACUUGCAUUUCUGGCGCCGUAGUAUGCAGGCAUACAACGAACUUGCGUCCGAGGAGGGUGAGCCGUUGAAUGAGCGGUCUAUCUGA